AGGGGAAGAAGUGAGGAAAAAAAGAAAGCAGAAGGAAAGAACGAGAUAAGGAAAGAAGUUGGCAAAGAAGGGACAAAACAGGGGGAAAGCGAAGAAAGGGACAACACAACUGGUGAAAAUUAAAAAAAAAAUUAAAAAAGAAAAAAAAGAAAGAAAGAGGCAGGGGAAAGGAUAGGAUAAAGGAUAAAAGAAGGAUAGGGGGCAAAAGAGGUGACAGGGAAAGGGACAGGGAAACAAGGGUGUAGAGAAAGAAAAGGGGAAGAAAACGGUGAAGCAAAAAGGGGGCAAAGAGCAGGUAAGGAUGGAGGCAAGGAAAGAAGCCGGCAACGAAGGGGCGAGGAAAGAAGCGGGAAGGGAUGCGAGGAGAGGGAUGGAGCAGGCAGCGGGGACAGCGGUCCGGGGGUUCUCCCGCCGCGGAGGAGGAGUCUCCUCCUGCCCCAGCAGGGGCGUCCGGAGGGGCGGCCCCUUCCCGCUCCGUCCGAGAUCUUCGGGAAACGAAACCGCCGCCGCCGCGCCCGCCCUCCCGUGUGCCUCCCCCUCCGGAGCGCCGCGCGUUCCCCAGGUGCCGCCGCCGAGCCGCAGCAUGCAGCAGCCCCUGCCGCCCUACGAGGUGCUGCCGGCCGGCGUGAGCAUGGAGGAGCUGCCCCGCAGCACCACCGUGCUGCUGGACGAGCCGCCGCGCCCGCCCCGCGACCACCUGGUCUGGUCCCUCUGCACCACCCUCUACGGCAACUUCUGCUGCCUCGGCCUGCUGGCCUUCGUCUUCUCCGUCAAGUCCAGGGACCGCAAAGUGCUGGGUGACUACAGCGGGGCACUGAGCUACGCCUCCACGGCCAAGUGGCUGAACAUCACGGCCCUGGUGAUCCACAUCAUCGUCGUCGUCAUCGUCAUCGUCUUGGUGAUCCACAUCAUCGUCGUCAUCAUCGUCAUCGUCAUCAUCGCCCUGGCCGUCUCCGGGGCCCUCACUCACAUGGGACCCCCACCCUCGUACAACCAGAACCCUUUCUCCUUCUCCGGCAACACUUAGUUCCCUCCUUGUCCUGCGGGCUGUGCUUCAUGCCCCACGCCCGCCGGAGGGAUCCCCUCACCCCUCGGAGCCAGGGAGUGCCCUCCUGCCACAAAAACUGCAAACGGACACUCCACAGGCCCCUCCCGGGAGCCUGCUGGUGUCGUGUCCCUCUUCUGUGGAGCCCUUGCUGUUGGCUGUCCUUGCUGGAGGUGUCUGGGGAUGGACGCUGCUGUGAGAGGAGCACAGCAUCCCCAACACCAUCAUAACCUGCUUGCUGCUUUGCUCUGGGUCUGGAGGCCCAACUGCCUCACAGUUAUUCCGAGGAGGAGCACCUGGUUCAGAGAAACACUGAUCUCCAAAAUAAAGGUUUUGUUUCACUUUUG
Messenger RNA from Ficedula albicollis (Collared flycatcher), 1392 nucleotides. RefSeq names its product interferon-induced transmembrane protein 10-like. Lineage: Eukaryota; Metazoa; Chordata; Aves; Passeriformes; Muscicapidae. Gene Ontology annotation, cellular component: plasma membrane. The coding region runs from base 302 to 1027 and encodes 241 amino acids. The transcript is spliced from 2 exons. Gene Ontology annotation, biological process: defense response to virus; response to interferon-beta; response to interferon-alpha. The record is from RefSeq and is a predicted model, not a curated record.